Molecule: messenger RNA, 4568 nt
Organism: Arvicola amphibius (Eurasian water vole)
Lineage: Eukaryota; Metazoa; Chordata; Mammalia; Rodentia; Cricetidae
Gene: Ripor1
Product: RHO family interacting cell polarization regulator 1
Exons: 23
Coding region: 379-4257 (1292 amino acids)
Source: RefSeq, a predicted model, not a curated record
UUGUACACCUUUCUAUCACUGUCCCACAAGUCUCAGUCUGUCCUUCCAUAUUCAUUCUGGAGUUCAAGUCCCUUCACAGGCGCUCCUAAGCCCAAACAGUGUGCCAGCCUACUCCGGAGGAAAGCCCCUAGUCACCCCUUGCAGAGGCCAAGCAGACCGAGGUCGGGUGCCCCCCUAGUCCGGGGGAUCAGUCCCGCCCCAUCCCGGCUGGCUGAGUCAGGAGGCAGGAACUGGGCGGGCGGGAGGCGCCUAGAGCAGCCGAAACCAGGGCCAGAGUCGCUGGCAGUAAGCUUGGAGCCCAGCGGGGCUAGAACCAAAAGCCCCAGGCCAGCGGGACACAGUGGGUGAGCGCGGGUCGGGGACCAUCCGGAACCCACCAUGAACUCCAAGAAGAGAGGAGAAGCGUGCGUCCAUGACUCAGUUUCCAAGAAGGUUCUAAAGAAAAGUGGAGAAGGCGGGGCACUUCUCUCGGCGCUGCCCCCCACUCUGGGAAUCCCCGGGCGCCGGGAGGACGCUGGUGUCAAGGCGCCUGCGAGUUGGUGGAGCCCCGCGCGGACUCAUUCCAUGAUGUCCCUGUCGGUGCGGCCGCAGCGCCGCCUGCUCAGCGCCCGGGUCAAUAGGAGCCAGUCCUUCGCAGGCGUCCUCGGCAGCCACGAGCGCGGGCCCAGGAGCUUCACGGUCUUCAGCCCACCAGGGCCCCCACGGAAGCCUCUAGUGCUCUCCCGAGUAUCGAGGAUGUUUUCCGUAGCCCACCCAGCCCCCAAGGUGCCACAGCCAGAGCGGCUGGACCUGGUGUAUGCCGCCCUUAAGCGGGGAUUGACGGCCUACUUGGAAGUGCAUCAGCAGGAGCAGGAGAAGCUCCAGGGCCAGAUAAAAGAGUCCAAGAGGAAUUCUCGCCUAGGCUUCCUGUAUGACUUGGACAAGCAAGUCAAGUCCAUUGAACGUUUUCUUCGACGGCUGGAGUUCCAUGCCAGUAAGAUUGACGAGAUGUAUGAAGCAUACUGUGUCCAGCGGCGUCUCCGGGAUGGUGCCUACAAUAUGGUCCGUGCAUACAGCACGGGGUCUCCCGGGAGUCGAGAGGCCCGAGAUAGCCUGGCUGAGGCCACUAGAGGGCACCGAGAGUACACAGAGAGCAUGUGUCUUCUGGAGAAUGAGCUAGAGGCACAGCUGGGCGAGUUUCAUCUCCGGAUGAAAGGGCUGGCUGGCUUCGCCAGGCUGUGUGUAGGCGAUCAGUAUGAGAUCUGUAUGAAAUAUGGCCGCCAGCGAUGGCGACUGCGAGGCCGAAUAGAGAGCAGUGGGAAGCAGGUGUGGGACAGCGAAGAGACCGUCUUUCUUCCCCUGCUCACGGAGUUCCUGUCCAUCAAGGUGACCGAACUGAAGGGCCUGGCUAACCAUGUCGUUGUGGGCAGUGUCUCCUGUGAGACCAAGGACCUAUUUGCUGCCCUGCCCCAGGUUGUGGCUGUGGACAUCAAUGACCUUGGCACCAUCAAGCUCAGCCUGGAAGUCAUAUGGAGUCCCUUUGACAAGGAUGACCAGCCCUCAGCAGCUUCUACAGUCAACAAAGCUUCCACUGUCACCAAGCGAUUCUCCACAUACAGCCAGAGCCCACCAGACACACCCUCGCUUCGGGAGCAGGCCUUCUAUAACAUGCUACGGCGGCAGGACGAGCUAGAGAACGGGACGGCAUGGUCCCUGUCAUCUGAAUCUUCAGAUGACUCGUCCAGCCCACAGCUCUCAGGCACUGCUCGUCAUUCAUCAACGCCCAAGCCCCUGGUGCAGCAGCCAGAGCCCCUGCCCAUCCAAGUUGCCUUCCGAAGGCCAGAGCCCCUCAGCUCUAGCUCCAUGGAAGAAGAGCCAGCUGUGGCUCCCGCCCUGGUCAAUGGGCAUGCCCCUUACAGCCGGACUCUCAGCCACAUCAGUGAGGCCAGUGUGGAUGCUGCCCUGACUGAGGCUGUGGAAGCAGCAGGCUCAGAAAGCCCAGUCCCAGGACCUAGCCCACUUGUAUAUCCAGACUCCGCCCAUGUGGAGCAUUUCAAUAGUGUUCCUCCUGUCCCAGACACUCGCCAUUCUGCCACAAGACCCACCCCAAGUACAACUGGCCCUGCCCCCACAUGUACAGACCCUGCCUCAUCUACGCCACUAGACUUAAUUCACAAAGCCACAAACUCUGAUCAUUCUGAGUGUCCAAGCCUCACACAUACAAGCUCUACCUACAGUGCUGUAAGCGCUGUCAACAGUGUUCCAAGCCCAUCUUCCACUACUGUAGAUUCUACCCCCAAACCCACGCCCUCCGCCCUUGCCACUACAGGCUCUAGCCCCAGUGCUCCAGACCCAGCCCGGGCUAUCACAAGCCCUCCUCACACCACCCCGAGCCCCACCCACACCACUGCCAGUCUCACCCACACUACCGCCAGCCCUACACAUAGCAGCCCGGGCCCCACCCACACCACUAUAAGUCCUACUUGCACUACUCCAAGCCCCACCAAUGCCACUCUGAGCCCCAGUCACAGGACCACUAGCCCUACUCGAAAAACUGGGGUGUCAACUCAUACCACUACAAGUCAUACCAACAGUGCUGUGGACCCAGUCCAGAUCACUACAAGCCACAUUUCCACAACGGAAAGCCCUACCCCUUCUAUAGACCUUGCUGUAAGCUCCAGCUCCUCCUCCUCCGCAGACCCCGCACUCCCAGGCACUGAACCUCUGCCUUGUAGCCACCCAGCCAUCACUCCCUACACUAAAACAGCCGACCCCACAGCAUCCUGCACCUCUUACCAGAGUCUUGCUUGUUCUGGUUCAAAGUCCCUCAUAAGCCCUGCCCCAAAUUCCCCAGAACAAACCCCUAAGAGCCCAAGUUCCUCUCCCUCAUCCGCGGCCCCUGCACCCCAACAUUCAGAACUUAGCCAGGCCACAGCUGCUCAAGCCCCAGUCCCUGAAGCAACCGAAGGAGCUGGGGACAAAAGGCUUGAAGAGGCCUUGGGGACCCUAAUGGCUGCCCUGGAUGAUUAUCGUGGUCAGUUCCCUGAGCUGCAGGGCUUGGAGCAGGAGGUGACUCGCCUGGAGAGUCUGCUCAUGCAGAGGCAAGGCCUGACCCGAAGCAGGGCCUCCAGUCUUAGCAUCACGGUGGAACAUGCCCUGGAGAGCUUCAGCUUCCUCAAUGACGAUGAAGAUGAAGACAACGACGGUCCUGGGGCCAGGCCCACAAGCAGCCCAGAGGCUGUGGCAGAGGACAGAUUAGACUCAUCAAAUGUCCAGUCCCUAAGCACAGGGUGUCCAGCCCUGGAUGCUACCUUGGUCCAGCACCUGUACCACUGCAGCCGCCUCCUGCUGAAACUGGGCACAUUUGGGCCCCUGCGCUGCCAGGAGGCAUGGGCCCUAGAACGGCUGCUGAGGGAGGCGCGUGUGCUCGAGGAAGUGUGUGAGCACAGCAAGCUAUGGGGGACUGCUGCCACCUCUGCCCAGGAAGUGGUGCAGUUCUCAGCCUCUCGGUCCGGCUUCCUGACCUUUUGGGACCAGUGUACAGAGGGACUCAGCCCCUUCAUCUGCCCCGUGGAGCAGGUGCUCCUCACUUUCUGCAGCCAGUACGGUGCCCGUCUUUCCCUGCGCCAGCCAGGCUUAGCCGAGGCUGUGUGUGUGAAGUUCCUGGAAGACGCCCUGGGGCGGAAGCUGCCUAGGAGGCCCCAACCAGGCCCCGGAGAACAGUUCACCAUCUUCCAAUUCUGGAGUUACGUAGAAGCCUUGGACAGCCCCUCCAUGGAUGCCUAUGUGACAGAGACUGCAGAGGAGGUGUUACUGGUACAGAAUCUGAACUCUGAUGACCAGGCUGUUGUGCUGAAAGCCCUGAGGUUAGCACCCGAGGGGCGCCUGCGAAGGGAUGGGCUUCGGGCUCUUAGCUCCCUGCUGGUCCACGGCAAUAACAAAGUCAUGGCUGCAGUCAGCACCCAACUUCGGAGCCUCUCACUCGGUCCUGUCUUCCGGGAAAGGGCUCUUUUGUGCUUCCUGGACCAACUUGAGGAUGAGGAUGUACAGACUCGAGUGGCCGGAUGCCUGGCUUUGGGCUGUAUCAAGGCUCCUGAGGGUAUUGAACCCCUGGUGUACUUGUGCCAAACAGACACGGAAGCUGUGAGAGAAGCUGCCCGGCAGAGCCUACAGCAGUGUGGGGAAGAAGGACAGUCUGCUCAUCGGCGGCUAGAAGAGUCCCUGGAUGCUCUGCCUCGCAUCUUUGGGCCCAGCAGCAUGGCCAGCACAGCAUUCUGAACUCUAAUCACCGGCUCCCAGUGUUCCUUCCCCCAUUUUCAGGGCUCACCAGGCACUGGCAGGGAGGGUGAGGGCUGGUUCCAGACACCUCUCCCCACAAAUCCCUAUGAAGAAAAUCUAAUAUAUUCUUUUGUUACCCCUGGGGUUGGUAGAGUGCCUGAAUGAAGUGCCUCCCAGCCUUGGUUCUGCAUAUUCUUUGCCAGAGUGUCAGGGGCUUGGCCAUAUCUUGCUCUGCCUCACUACAUCCCUUGAUUUUGUAUUUUAUUUACAGAGUUUUACAGAAAAUAAAAAAGCAAAAUGCGUUUUCUACA